Molecule: messenger RNA, 1510 nt
Organism: Hibiscus syriacus
Lineage: Eukaryota; Viridiplantae; Streptophyta; Magnoliopsida; Malvales; Malvaceae
Product: transcription termination factor MTERF6, chloroplastic/mitochondrial-like
Exons: 3
Coding region: 372-1370 (332 amino acids)
Biological process (GO): regulation of DNA-templated transcription; chloroplast organization
Cellular component (GO): chloroplast
Molecular function (GO): double-stranded DNA binding
Source: RefSeq, a predicted model, not a curated record
UAGAACUUUUACGUACAAGCAUGAAGGGUAAUAGCGGCAAUACGGGGAACAAAAUUGAGCAAAUCCUAGUGUUUAUUUCAGAGAUAAACCCAGACCCCAGUAUCAAAAGAGACGCUGGUUAUUAGAUAAGGCUUCACAAUACGCAGAAUCGGAGCACGAAGCUCCUUUUUAUCCCAGUAGCUUAUGCAGCUUUAAUGCCCCCUUCAAUCUAACCACUUACAGAGAGCACUUGGGUUUUGCCUUUGGUUUUCCCUAUUUCAGCUUCAGUAGCCCCUGAAUCCAUCUUCUGUGACUUUUAUUCGGCAGUGAUUACUUGUAAGAGUCUUCCUUCAAGAAGCUCUAUUUACUCAUUGCUUGCUUAUUAACUAUACAUGGAAGUUGCUAGCGUUCAAAAUGGUGGUAGCAUCAUGUGGUUCUUCAGAGACAAAGGUUUUGAUGAUAAAAGUAUCAACGAAAUGUUCAAAAAGUGUAAGCGCCUUCAGGGAGUGCAGAAGGAAAGAGCCUCCGAAAACUGGUGUUACCUGAAUAGCAUUGGCAUUCAAGAGAGAAAGCUACCUUCUAUUGUUUCCAGGUGCCCCAAAAUUCUUGCUCUUGGUCUAAACGAGAAGCUUGUCCCCAUGGUCGAAUGCCUUGCUACUCUGGGAACUAAACGCUGUGAAGUUGCUUCCGUCAUUGCUAGAUUCCCUCAGAUAGUCUCCCACAGUGUGGAAGAGAAGCUUUGCCCACUCCUGGCUUUCUUUCAAGCAUUGGGAGUCCCCGAAAAGCAACUAGGCAAAAUGAUAUUGCUGAAUCCUAGGCUCAUCAGCUAUAGCAUUGAAUCUAAACUCACAGAAAUAGUUAACUUCCUUGCCACCCUUGGCCUUACCAGAGAUGGGAUGAUUGGUAAAGUUCUGGCUAAAUACCCGUUUAUAAUGGGUUAUAGUGUCGACAAAAGGCUACGUCCUACAUCCGAGUUUUUGAAAUCGAUCGGUCUGUCUGAGACAGAUCUUCAAACAGUGACCAUUAACUUCCCUGAAGUCUUGUGUAGAGAUGUUAGCAAGGUUCUAAGACCCAAUUUUGCAUAUCUCCAAAGAAGUGGAUUUGGGGAUAGAGAGAUAACUGCCAUGGUGACUGGCUAUCCCCUGAUUCUUAUCAAGAGCAUCAAGAAUUCCUUAGAACCUAGGAUUGGGUUCUUGGUUGACGUAAUGGACAGGCAAACCGACGAAGUAGCCAAUUACCCUGACUUCUUCCGUCACGGUUUGAAGAAGAGAAUAGAGUUGCGGCACCGGCUUUUGAAAGAAAAGAGAGUCACUUGUAGUUUAAGUGAAAUGCUAGACUGCAAUCAAAAAAAGUUCCUAUUGAAGUUUGGUUUGUUUAAAGGGCUUGCCUGAGGUACUAUAAGCCAUUAGCCACAUUCCCAUUCUCUUUGAUUAUCAUUCUUCAUAUUGUAGCUUAAUUGUCACCUUGGUACAUGAAAUGAAAUAUGCAUGUGUUUUUUAUCAACGAGAAACUAAGAUCAGCUAAAUUUUUG